Molecule: messenger RNA, 2139 nt
Organism: Pistacia vera
Lineage: Eukaryota; Viridiplantae; Streptophyta; Magnoliopsida; Sapindales; Anacardiaceae
Product: probable anion transporter 3, chloroplastic
Exons: 7
Coding region: 244-1779 (511 amino acids)
Biological process (GO): transmembrane transport
Cellular component (GO): plastid
Molecular function (GO): phosphate transmembrane transporter activity
Source: RefSeq, a predicted model, not a curated record
UAUUACGUUAAAUACUUUUUUAUUUUUAGAAUUUUUUAUUUUUUUACUUUCAAUAGUAAGUCUUCUGUUCUGCAUUUCGUCUAAUCCUCCUCAACAACUCACCAACUCUUUGGGAUAAUUUAGUGCUUCAUUUAAAGACUUUUUUGUUUAUAAUUUUCUACACCAACAUUCAUUUAUUUAUAAAGACCACAUCCUGAAACGGUUCCUUCUCUCAUCCUCGAUAUCACUCAAACUCUCUGCAACAUGGCAGCUAAAUCUCUGCUGCAUUCCUCUAUUUCACCAAAGCCGUCUUGUUUCUUCAACUCUCAAUCAAACUUGAUCAACUUUAGAACAUCCCAGUUGGGGUUUAAGCCAAGAAACCUCACAACAUCCGGGGGCGUCAAAUGGGGAGAAAAUAUGUCCUUUUCAACCAGCAGAGACGUAAUAACGAAAAAGAAGCAACAGAGAGGAGGUGUGGUGAGGUGUACGGCGGAGGGAAUCGAGAGGAGUUUAUUAAUCGGAGGAGGGAGAGGAGAAACGAAAGUUCUGGUGGCAGAAAGAUACAAGGUGGUGGCGUUACUUGCAUGUGUCAUGUGUUUGUGUAAUGCUGAUAGAGUUGUCAUGUCUGUGGCUAUCGUUCCUCUGGCCGCCAAAUAUGGCUGGUCCAGCUCUUUCCUCGGCAUCGUUCAGUCAUCCUUUUUAUGGGGAUACAUAUUCUCCUCUGUGGUAGGAGGAGCUUUGGUGGAUAAAUAUGGAGGAAAAAGAGUGCUGGCAUGUGGGGUGGUGUUGUGGUCUUUGUCCACACUCUUCACUCCAUGGGCUGCCAACCAUUCUACAGCCGCCCUCUUAGCUGUUCGCGCCUUCUUUGGACUGGCCGAAGGCGUGGCUCUGCCAGCCAUGAGCACCCUCGCAUCAAGGUGGUUUCCGAGUCAUGAACGAGCAAGUGCAGUUGGAAUCUCCAUGGCUGGAUUUCAUCUCGGCAAUGUUGUCGGUUUAGUUCUUACUCCUAUUAUGUUGGCAACAAUUGGGAUUACUGGUCCUUUCUUUCUCUUCUCAUCUCUUGGGGUGCUAUGGAUGACGACAUGGUCAUCUAUGGCCACCGAUGAUCCUCGAGAUAGCCCUUUUGUCAGCAAAUCAGAGCUGCGAUUAAUCCAAGCCGGAAAAACUGAUUCUAAAGGAAAGAAAGGAAAGCUUCCAUCUCUGCGACUCUUAUUAUCAAAAAUGCCAACCUGGGCAAUUAUUUUGGCUAAUGUUACUAACAAUUGGGGAUACUUUGUUCUUCUCACAUGGAUGCCUAUUUAUUUCAGAACUGUAUUCAACGUGAACUUGAAGCAAGCAGCUUGGUUCAGUGCCGUACCGUGGGGGACAAUGGCUGUUUGUGGCUAUAUUGCUGGUAAAGCAUCAGAUAACUUAAUCAAAGCAGGCUACCCUGUGACUUUAGUCCGAAAGGUUAUGCAGUCUAUCGGUUUCAUGGGACCUGGAGUGUCAUUGCUUUGCUUGAAUUUUGCCAAGACGCCUGCAGUUGCAGCUACACUUAUCACAGCUGCUCUGAGCUUCAGCUCUUUCAGCCAGGCAGGAUUUCUCCUAAAUAUGCAAGAAAUAGCCCCAGAUUCUGCAGGAUUUCUCCAUGGUAUUUCAAAUUCAGCAGGAACAUUAGCUGCAAUAGUCAGUACAAUCGGAACUGGUUACUUUGUUCAAUGGCUUGGAUCCUUUCAAGCAUUCCUCACUGUCACUGCCGGUCUUUACUUCGCCGCAACCAUUUUCUGGAACCUGUAUGCUACUGGUGAACGCGUCUUCUAAACUGAGAUGCCCAGAAAUUAGAUUGUAUCAUGAAGAAGUAACAGAAAAAAGAUUAAAACAAAAAAGCAAAAAAAGAGCAGUGAGCAUAAGUUCAUUUAAUUUAUUAAAAUUUUGGAUCACGUCUAAGGCAUGAAAUGGGUUUAGAUGGAGGAGAAAUUUCAUCAAUGUACAGUUUUAUUAUUCUUUGGUAACUUUGUGUAGCAGGCAAAAAAUGGAUCUCACAUAAUGUGAGAUUAUGCCAUUGUUUCUUAUUUUUCUUUCUCCAAGAAUCAGAUAAAGAAGAAAAUUAGGAAAUGGGAUAUUUUUGUAUUAAAUUUGUGAAACUAAAAUUACUAAUGUACUUAUAUAUUAUGAACUUUA